This is a messenger RNA of Triplophysa rosa, 8107 nucleotides long. It is a transcript of the gene adgrg2a, whose product is annotated as adhesion G protein-coupled receptor G2a. Gene Ontology annotation, biological process: adenylate cyclase-activating G protein-coupled receptor signaling pathway; cell surface receptor signaling pathway. NCBI's taxonomy places the organism in Eukaryota, Metazoa, Chordata, Actinopteri, Cypriniformes, Nemacheilidae. The record is from RefSeq and is a predicted model, not a curated record. The transcript has 21 exons. Bases 92 to 6739 code for a protein of 2215 amino acids. Gene Ontology annotation, molecular function: G protein-coupled receptor activity. Gene Ontology annotation, cellular component: membrane.
UUUGGAUAAAAGCGUCUGCUAAAUGACUAAAUGUAAAUGUUUUCAGAUUUAAACUCUAAAUAUCACAAUUGAAUCCUAAUACAGUCUAUAAAUGUUCCCCACCAGAUACAUAUUGUACAGCAUGUCUUGUCACAUUUUUCUUUCUUACAAAAACACAUUUUUCCUUUUAGUUGAAAACCAGCAACAAUGUGAGUGUCACGUAUCUAACAACAACGAGGGAUAUUUUGCCCUUCGUUUGAAUAUUUCGAGCCCGGACGUGAAUUUCACAUCUAUUCAGAACGUGGUUUCAGAGUGGAGCUCUCCCUGCAACGAAUCCAGCAUAUUAGGGUCUCAAUGUAAUCCUGUUGCAUCCCAGUUUUAUCAGGGAAUGCACCUGGAAUGUUUUGGUGAAGGAGCAAGGCUCUACACCUGCAUGUUAACUGUACAGCUAUCACAACAUGUAGAUGUGUGUACUGUUAGCGCCGCCGUGGCUUUUCUUUGGAAGGACAGCACCAGCAUCAUUUUUGAUGGGCCUGUUCAUAAAACAGCUAUAUGUCGAUUGCCCACUGAUUCUGUAAACAUAUCUUUAAACUCUACAUUUACCUGGACCUAUGUAAAUAUGAGUGCCAGCCAGAUUAAUGAAGUCAAAAACCAGCUGAAAUGUAAACAGGGUCAGACGUUUGCUGUUCUUUUGAAUGAAAGCUGUGAGAUCUCUAAACCUACUCCACCUCCCAGCACAACCACAGGGAGCAAAGCAACAUCCAUAAAUAUCACAUCUCCAUCCAUAACUACAACACCCAGCAUUGAGGACACACAGCAUACUUCUGUUACAUCACUGAACACAACAGUCUCAGUAUCCAAUAUCAGCUUCACAUCCAUUAACAGUACAAACACUCAGACAAACACAUUGUCGCUCAAUACAACAGACCUGCCACUCAUUCCGUCAGUCACACUGCCCACGACAAUAGCCACACAUAGAAAUACACCAGGUGCACUGGAAAAUGCAACUCUAACACCAGUCAAUAUAUCAGUCCCACUGGUGAUUACAGUCACACCACCUGACACAACUGCACCAACUUUAAAUACAAAAGAAACACAGUUUAAUACAACCGGCAGAGCACUCAAUACAACUAUCACAACACUUAAUACAACAAAUACAACAUUCAAUGCAAACGAAACACUAUUACCUACAACAGUCACACCACUCAAUACAACUAUAACAACACUCACUACAACUAUCACAACUUCAAAUUCUAAAGAAAUGGCGUUAAAUACAACAGUCAUAACACUCAAUGCAACAGUCACACCAACCACUACAACUAUCACAACACUCAAUACAACAGUCACAAGACUCAAUACAACAGACACAACACUUAAUCCAACAGACACACUGUUAAAUACAACAGUCACAACCCUCAAUACAACUAUCACAACACUAAAUACAACAGUCACACCAACCACUACAACUAUCACAACACUCAAUGCAACAGUCACACCAACCACUACAACUAUCACAACACUCAAUGCAACAGUCACACCAACCACUACAACUAUCACAACACUCAAUACAACAGUCACAACACUCAAUACAACAGACACACUGUUAAACACAACAGUCACAACCCUCAAUACAACUAUCACAACACUAAAUACAACAGUCACACCAACCACUACAACUAUCACAACACUUAAUACAACAGACACACUGUUAAACACAACAGUGAGACCAAUCAAUGCAACUAUCACAACACUCAAUACAACAGUCACACCAACCACUACAACUGUCACAACACUCAAUGCAACAGUCACAACACUCAAUACAACUAUCACAACACUCAAUGCAACAGUCACAACACUCAAUACAACAGACAUAACACUUAAUCCAACAGACACACUGUUAAAUACAACAGUCACAUCCCUCAAUACAACUAUCACAACACUCAAUACAACAGUCACACCAACCACUACAACUAUCACAACACUCAAUACAACGGUCACACCAACCACUACAACUAUCACAACACUCAAUGCAACAGUCCCCACACUCAAUACAAGAGACACAACACUUAAUCCAACAGACACACUGUUGAAUACAACAGUCAGACCGACCAAUGCAACUGUCACAACACCCGAUGCAACUGUCACAACACCUAAUGCAACAGUCACAACACUCAACUCAACAGUCACACCAACCACUACAACUACCACAACACUUGAUGCAACAGUCAGACCAACCGAUGCAACUAUCACAGCACUAAAUGUAACAGUCACAACACUAAAUGCAACAGACACAACACUCAAUGCAACAAACACAACACUAAAUGAAACAGUCACAACACUUAAUGCAACAGCCAUAACACUCAAUACAACAGACACAACAGUCAAGGCAACAUUCAGACCAACAUAUACAACUAUCACAUCACCCAAUGCAACAGUCACACCAACCAACGCAACAUUCACAACACUCAAUACAACAAUUACAACACUCAAUGCAACAGACACAAUUUUAAAUACAACAUCUGCCCCUCCACACAGUACAACUGUCACAACACUCAAUACAACAAUUACAACACACAAUGCAACAGACACACUUCUAAAUAUAACAGUCACACCAACCAAUACAACUAUCACAACACUCAAUGCAACAGUUACACCAACCAAUACAACUAUCACAACACUCAAUGCAACAGUUACACCAACCAAUACAACUAUCACAACACUCAAUGCAGUAGACACACUCUUAAAUACAACAUCCAUCCCUCCACUCAAUACAACGGCCACAACACUCAAGACAACAGUUACAACACUCAAUGCAACAGUUGCACCCACCAAUACAACUAUCACAACACUUAAUGCAACAGUCGCACCAACCAAUGCAACAGUCACAACAAUCAAUGCAAUAAACACAAUGUUGAGUACAACAGUCACACCAACCAAUACAACUGUAGUCACACUGUUAAAUACGACUGUCAUACCAACCACUGCAACUAUCACAACACUCAAUACAACAGACGCACUAUUAAAUACAACAUCCAUCCCCCCACUCAGUUCAACAGUCACAACACUUAAUACAACAAUUACAAUACACAAUGCAACAGACACACUUCUAAAUACAACAGUCACACCAACCAAUGCAAAUACCACAACACUGAUUACAACACUCAAUGCAAUAGACACACUCUUAAAUACAACAUCCAUACCUCCACUCAGUUCAACUAUCACAACACUUAAUACAACAGUCACACCACUCAAUGCAACAAACACAAUGUUAAGUACAACAGUCACACCAACCAAUACAACAGUUACAACACUCAAUGCAACAGUUACACCAACCAAUACAACAGUUACAACACUCAAUGCAACAAACACAACGUUAAGUACAACAGUCACAAAAAACAAUACAACAGUAGUCACACUGUUAAAUACAACAGUAAUACCAAACACUGCAAUUAUCACAACAUUCAAUAAAACAGACGCACUGUUAAAUACAACAUCCAUCCCCCCACUUAGUUCAACUAUCACAACACUCAAUACAACAAUUACAACACACAAUGCACCUAACACACUGUUUAAUACAACACUCACACCAACCAAUGCAACUAGCACAACACUAAAUCCAACAGACGCACUGUUAAAUACAACAUUCACCCCUCCACUCUCAACUCUUACAACACUCACAACAACGAUUACAAUAAGCAAUGCACCAGACGCACUGUUAAAUACAACAUCCAUCCCUCAACUCAAUCCAACAAGUAUGCUGACCCGUUCAACAGUCCCACUACCUCAUGAAGUGACAACAUCAAUGCCACUCAAUACAACAACACAAAAGGAUGAAACAUUCACAUCUUUUACAAUUACCGAUAGAUCAUUCAAUAUCACAGUCACUGGUACACCAUUACCACUAUUUAACACAACACUUUACAAUAGACAAUACAACACAACCACUCCACUUCAAAAUGCAACAACCGUUGAUACCAUAACCGUCUCAGAUAAUACAACACAAGCCAACACAACAGCCUCACCAAUCAAUGAAGGAGAAUCACAAUCAACACGAUCUUUUCAGAAUACAACCGAAUUCAGUACAAUGUUUCCAGUUAGCACAACUCAAUCUCUGGAUAGUUCUACAUUUGACACAAUAGAUGCUAAAAAUAGUACCACUGAGUUCACAACAACAGAUACACACAAAUUCAACACCACAUUGCAUAUGUUUAAUUUCACAACUUUCAAUACAACAACAUCUUAUUCCAAUACACCAACCCCUCAGCUUAACACAACACAAAUGAGUACAACACACCUUCCAGUGAACACAACCCUGUUUACCAAUGGAACUAAUAUUGACCGUAGUAUCAACACGACCUCCAACAACACAUCAGAAUUUAAUACAACAUCACACCCUGCAGUUAAUACAACACAGUUUAACACCAGCCAGUCGAACACAACAGAGAUAUACACAACCACCUUACCAACAGCAAGAAACACUUCCAGUGCACCAACUGACUACAUAUCAGACAAUAGUACAACAGCAAGUAACCACAACGCAACACAAUUAAACACCACAACAGAAAAAGCUGAAGAUAAAGUCAACACAACCACAACAAUACACCCCAUCAUCACUGCACAUAACACAACAGCAGAUUCUGCCGCUGUUACCAAUGACAGUAAAACUCACACAACUGCUGUUCCAGCGACACCUCACAACAGCUCCAACUCCUCAAUAACAGUUUCACCUGUCCAUCACAUUACACAAACAACCAGCAGAGGAAAUACAACAGCAAACAACACAAAGCCUGUGCCAGCCACUGUUGCCAUGGCAACAACUUCAGUAUAUCUAACAACUGAAAGUCCGGGCGCACUGGCUGCAGAUCUUCUGAAUCAAACAAAAGAUGUGUCAUCUUUAAACUCGACUCAGGUGGACAAUUUGGUCAACCAGCUUGAGAAUCUGCUCUCUGCACCCAAUAUUAGUCUAGACGUGGGCCGGGCGAUGCUGUCUGUCAUCAACAACCUGCUUAACGGCUCUACAAAUACUCUGGCUUCCUCCUCCAACCGAUUAAUCAAAGUUGUGGAUAUUCUGGCUCGAAAACUGGUGAUUCGAGACCAGACAGAAAACAUUGCGUUUGAAUCACUUGCUAUGACUGUAACCAAAGCUGAUGGCACUAACUUCAAGACAACAUCAUUUUCGAUCACAGAUCCCUUAAACCCACAGGUGACAAAAGGUCUUCAGAGAGACAGGAGAGCAGUGAGUUCCUCUCCUCUUGGCAAGAUAACACUGCCAGCUUCCCUGACAGAAAAACUCUCUACAGAACAACAAAAGAUGGCUUCCAGAAUUCAGUUCACAUUCUUUCAGAAAAGCACUUUUUUUCAGGAUAAAGUGAAUAAACAAAUUCUUAACAGCCACAUUCUGGGCUCUAGUGUGGCUAACCUUUCCAUCAAAAAACUGAAGGAGAAUGUCGAGUUUACUCUGAGAAAUAAGCAGCCUGUGGCGGGGAACUUUGUUGCUUCAUGUGUAUUUUGGGACUUUGAAACAAAUGGAGGUUCAGGAGGCUGGAGUUCUGACGGCUGUUUUGUCAAGAGCAGCAGUACUGAGAAUGAGACCGUCUGCAGCUGUAAUCACCUAACCAGUUUUGCAGUGUUAUUAGAUAUUAGUCGGCAAGGCAUAACUGACCGUGUGCAGGCCACAAUCCUCACAUUCAUCACUUACAUCGGCUGUGGAAUCUCUGCUAUCUUCAUCGCAGUUACUCUACUCACCUACCUCGGGUUCGAAAAAAUCCGCCGUGACAUUCCCUCCAAGAUCUUGAUUCAUCUGUGUUUCGGUCUGCUCUUUCUGAACCUGGUGUUCCUGGUGGACUCGUGGCUGGCUCUGUAUCCGAAUGCCGUAGGCCUGUGCAUUUCCACAGGAUUUUUCCUGCACUACUUCCUGCUGGUCUCCUUCACCUGGAUGGGUCUGGAGGCUCUCCAUAUGUACCUGGCCGUCGUCAGGGUCUUCAACAACUACAUGACCAGAUACAUGCUCAAGUUUUCCUUGGCGGGAUGGGGAAUCCCAUUGGUUGUUGUUAUCAUUGUGAUUGCUAUAAACGAGGACAACUACGGCAUUGUGCAUUAUGGGAGAUAUGCGGAUGGAACUACAGGUGAUUUCUGUUGGCUGGAAAACGACACGGCAUUCUACGUAGCUGUGGUGGCGUAUUUCUGCGUGAUAUUUGUGUGGAACAUGUCCAUGUUCGUGGUGGUGAUGGUGCAUCUGAUACGAAUCAAGCGGCAAAAUCCCCACAAUAAUCUGUACCGGAGCGGAUUGCAAGAACUGCGGAGAAUUGCGGGACUCACGUUUCUGCUGGGUCUCACCUGGGGCUUUGGCUUCUUUGCGUGGGGACCCGUCAACUUGGCUUUCAUGUAUCUGUUUGCCAUCUUAAAUUCCCUGCAGGGCUUUUUUAUUUUCGUGUUCCACUGCGCUCUAAAGGAAAAUGUCCGUAAACAGUGGAGAAUGUACCUCUGCUGCGGCAGACUACGAUUGGCUGAAAACUCAGACUGGAGUCGAACAGUGACACACAACCAGCACACCAAGAAAUCUUCCAUACUCACAUCAGCGUCCUCUGAUUCAGAGCACCACAGCGCCCCCCGCAGUUCAGUGAGCAGCGAUGAAUCAGUGCCAUCCAACGGCAUCGGCUCACCGGUGGAUGAUAGUUUGAUCACGUUUGGGGAAUCAAACGGCGAUGUGAUUCACAACGAGAUGAGCAGUCAACUCCGUUCACGACUCAGAUCUGCGUAGUGUUCGGAGUGGAACAGGAAACCAUUGGGGUGACGAAAAAUUGAAGCAAGAGCAAGGACUAAUGGGAGCCAAUGGUCAAAAAUAUUACUGGGAAGUGUGGAAACUUUAUAUUGGAUAUUGUAUAGAUAUUUAUAUUGUAGUUCAAGGGAUUUAUUAAAGGACUCCUGUAUAUUUUCAAAACACAGUAUUAAAACGGCACUAACACACGCGGUUUCUGCCAAUCUCAUAUUAAUCUUGAGUACCAAUAGAGUUGUACUGCAUACUUCGUAUCUUCGAAGAGUAUUUAGUUUGAUCAUAUUUAUAAAAGAUAGAUACAGCUGUACGAUUAUUUCUGAAAUCAUACGGCGCGUGCGGGGGGGAGGGGUAGGCUGAACUAAAGCACAUUGCCAACAAAACACAGACAUCAGUUUCACUCACUGCACGCGGUUCAUGUCCGGCAUCUUUUAGCGCUGGGACGGCUCCAUACAUCAGUUUCAAACUAUCUCCAAAUCAAGCGUCAUAUCCACUGUUUAUAUAACAUUCAUCACCCAAAUGCAGUGAACAAACAAACACAUGAACUUCGCGAACGUAUUCUCUCUCUCUCUCUCUCUCUCUCUCUCUCUCUCUCCUACACACGAGUGAAAGUGACGUCUGCGCAUGCUCCUUCUCCUGCUCUCCUUGCUGCCGCGUGCUUUUCCGGGAGAAUUGUCCAAUAAGGGACUAAGAAAAAUUGUUACGAAACAGUUUUAUAUGUUCGAAAAAAACUUUCUGAAACCUGUAGGAUCGCUGGGGGACUGUAUCAAGCACAGAAAUACUACGUAAUACGCCCAAGUCGUUUUUUGACAAGUUGACCAUGUUAAGCAUGAGAAGACGGCACGUUUGACAUUGUAAAGUCAGAAUGCACGACACACCGUUGCAGCACCCCUUUAAAAACCUCCUCUUCAUGAUAUAGGCCUAGGCUAUGCUAAAACAAAAGAUUUCAGUACUUAUGAAAAAAAUAUGUACUGUAUGAAGUUAUAUGUUUUAAGGAAAAAUGAUUUUAUUUUACUUUUAUAACUGACUUAAAAUCACACUAAGCAAAAAAUUAAUAUCAUUAUUUGUUAAUCUUGUACAGUCGUUAUAGUGUAAUAUUAUCAAUGUUUGUACCAGUAAGAGGCACUGUACAUGUAAGUUUUAUUUGUGUAAUGAAAAUAAAAAAUAUAUUUAAAAAAACACACGAAGCAGACAUGAGAGACUUCUUUAUAUGAGGUUGAUUUUUUGUAGUCAUUUGUAGUCCUCUCAUCUGUAGUGUGUUGGAAGAACGUGCAAAAAUUAUUGAAAAAAAUAUAAAAUGUUAGCCCCUUUGUUUUGUAUCUAUAUGAAGGAAGUCACCUUAAAUCGUUUUUUUUU